CACGUGUGUGUGUUUGGUUUCUAGCAUCAGUCUGGUCAUAGAUUCUCAAAAUGGAAACAGAUUAUACACUACAACAACCCUAACCACAGAAAGCUAGUUCCUGCACAUCGGUACCAGCAAGGAUGUUUCCCAGCCUGGUCCACAGACCCUGGCAUGUCAUCUGCAGGGUCUCCUUGCAGCGUAGGGCACCUCUGUCCCAGCGGCCCCCGAGGAUCCCCCAGCUGUGCCACGGGUGGCAAAGCGGAGGCAUACAUUCUUUAUGGUUCAGCCUUCCAGACUGCCGUGUUGCUUCUCUAGGGCUGGGCAAGGUGCAGUACUACUCUACCUCUGGAGAUAAUAAAGAUGGUCCCCCAAAGACUGCAUCAGAUGAUGCUCCUGUGGCAGAAAAGCUGUUGGCUGCUGCAAAAGUCACAGAAGAUGGUUCUGCUUCGACCAUUAAGGGGCUGACUAAAACUGAAACAAUUCAAGUGAAAGUGCGGGCUGUCCUGAAGAAAAGGGAAUAUGGAGCCAAGUACACUCAGAACAACUUUAUCACUGCUGUCAGAGCCAUGAACGAGUUCUGCCUCAAACCAAGUGAUCUGGAGCAACUUCGAAAGAUCAGAAGACGCAGCCCCCACGAUGACACAGAGGCUUUCACUGUGUUUCUGCGGUCAGACGUGGAGGCCAAAGCUCUGGAUGUUUGGGGAAGCCAUGAAGCUUUAGCCCGAGAGAGAAAACUCAGGAAAGAGGUGGAAAGAGAGUACCAAGAGAAUAUUUUUCGGAAUCAACAGUUGUUGAAAGAAUACAAAGACUUUUGGGGAAAUACUAAGCCUCGAUCAGGCCAGAGGACAACAUUUCUAGAAGGGCCAGGAAAGGUGGUCAUGGUCGCUAUUUGCAUCAAUGGGCUGAAUUUCUUUUUCAAGCUCCUGGCUUGGGUCUACACUGGAUCAGCUAGCAUGUUCUCCGAGGCCAUCCACUCUCUGGCCGACACCUGCAAUCAGGCCCUGCUUGCUCUGGGAAUCAGCCAAUCAGUCCGCAACCCUGACCCCGGGCACCCGUACGGCUUCUCCAACAUGCGUUACAUCGCCUCCCUCAUCAGCGGAGUGGGUAUUUUUAUGAUGGGAGCAGGCCUCUCCUGGUACCACGGCAUAAUGGGACUGCUGCACCCAGAGCCCAUUGAAUCUUUGCUAUGGGCCUACUGUAUUUUGGCAGGCUCUCUGGUAUCUGAAGGAGCCACAUUACUUGUAGCCGUCAAUGAGAUAAAGAAGAGUGCCCAAGUGCAUGGAGUCUCUUUUUAUGAAUAUGUGAUGCAGAGUCGAGACCCCAGCACUAAUGUUGUGCUGCUAGAGGAUGCUGCUGCUGUGCUUGGUGUAAUUAUGGCCGCCAGCUGCAUGGGGCUUACCUCACUCACAGGUAACCCAUACUACGACAGUUUGGGCUCCCUGGGCGUGGGCACGUUGCUGGGCACCGUGUCAGCCUUCCUGAUUUACACGAACACAGAGGCGCUGCUGGGACGCUCCAUACAGCCUGAACGGGUUCAGAAGCUCACAGAGUUCUUGGAGAACGACCCUGCUGUAAGGGCCAUCCACGAUGUGAAGGCCACUGAUUUGGGCCUCAGUAAAGUUCGCUUCAAGGCUGAAGUUGACUUUGAUGGCCGAGUGGUGACGCGGUCUUAUCUAGAAAAACAAGACAUUGACCAAAUUCUCUAUGACAUUCAGCAAGUGAAGACCCCCGAGGAGCUGGAGAACUUUAUGCUGAAACAUGGAGAGAACAUCAUUGACACCCUAGGGGCUGAGGUGGACCGCUUGGAGAAAGAACUCAAGCAACGUAACCCAGAGGUUCGUCAUGUGGACUUGGAGAUAUUAUAAUAUCUGCUGAGUCUCUGCGGUAAUGGGAACCUACCAGAAGAAAAAGGUGAAAGGAUGGCCAAGCCUGCCUCCGCAAUCUGCCUCCCAUUUUGA
Scomber japonicus (chub mackerel) is the source of this 1940-nucleotide messenger RNA. It is a transcript of the gene slc30a9, whose product is annotated as solute carrier family 30 member 9. Gene Ontology annotation, cellular component: membrane; nucleus. The coding region runs from base 123 to 1847 and encodes 574 amino acids. The record is from RefSeq and is a predicted model, not a curated record. Gene Ontology annotation, molecular function: monoatomic cation transmembrane transporter activity. Gene Ontology annotation, biological process: positive regulation of transcription by RNA polymerase II; zinc ion transport; transmembrane transport. Lineage: Eukaryota; Metazoa; Chordata; Actinopteri; Scombriformes; Scombridae. The transcript has 19 exons.